Rhizophagus irregularis DAOM 181602=DAOM 197198 is the source of this 1200-nucleotide messenger RNA. RefSeq lists its product as uncharacterized. Gene Ontology annotation, molecular function: RNA nuclease activity. The record is from RefSeq and is a predicted model, not a curated record. NCBI's taxonomy places the organism in Eukaryota, Fungi, Glomeromycota, Glomeromycetes, Glomerales, Glomeraceae.
AUAUCAUAUUUUAUUAUAUAUGAUAACUAGCAGAAAUGUCAGGACCAACAGCCCAUGCAACUUCAGAUCUUGUAUAUAUUUUCAUCGAUUACUCUAACGUCGUUCAUGAGGGUUCGCGUGAACUUAGUUUUCAGAACGAGUCUUUUAAUGUGGAUCUUAAUCGACUUGUCAUAAUAGUUUGUAAUGGAAGAAAAUUGGGUGGGGUUUUCAUUGCAGGUUCUACUCCACAAAUUGCUUCAACACCAGCUAAAGAUGAGUUGUCAUGGAAACGAGCAGAAGACCUUGGGUUCAAUGUUAAAACUUUUCCACGAAACGCUUCAAACAAGGAGAAAGGAGUUGAUGUAGAUCUUGCUUGCAAUAUAAUGGAGGUCAUUCUUACCAAGACUCCAGGUACAUUAAUACUAAUUACUGGCGAUUCGGAUUUUUCUACCCCAAUAAACAAGGCCAAAGAGAAGAAAUGGGGGGUCGAAAUAUGGUCCUGGCCUAAAGGAAUGGCUAAAAACUUUAAAAGCUUUCCUCAUGUAUCUUUGAGAGACCAUUAUAGGUUUUUCGCAUAUGUCACCAGAAUAUAUCCCCUUAAGAGUAAAUAUGUUCUUAAAAUUAGUGGUGAUAUAAUUAAGAGUUGGAAAUGGAGGAACGAGCCGAUAAUGGAAUAUUAUUUUACUCGUAAUUUGUUGUGUCAGUUUUACUGGAUAAAUGGCACAACCGCUCAUUUGUAUUUUGAUAGCAAAAAUCAGUUGCAAGAUGCAAGUAAUUGGUGGUUAUCCAAGGAUUAUCCGAAUAUGUUGGUAGAAGAGCUAGGAAAAGAUAUCAAGAAUGAUAAGAUGCCGCAUGAAGGAAACCAUACCAACACUCAAGACAAAAAAUUUUCGGAUAUUGUCGUUGACCUACCUCAACAGACAGCAAAAGAACCAUUGGUAAACCAAUUAUUUAAUGGGGGAUCCUUGAAAUGAUAAUUUAUUUAAUUUAUCCUUUGUAUUUUGUUUGUAUUGUAUAACUGUAUCUAGAUUAUCGUAUUUGACAUUAGUAUAUUAAUAUUAGAUAUAGAAAUGAUGUAAUCUAGUAUAAAUACACAAUUCCACUUUGUAAAACAAUUAUAAAUAUCUAAACAAAUAUAUGUAUCACAGUCAAAUCAUAUAACUUAUUCAAUAAAGGAUCAAAAUAUUUUGUUCGGAAAAUAAAAAAAUGUUUAUAUGCGGU